AUGCUCACUCCUCGUGGAAUAGUUGAGUCAGUUGGAUCAACAGUACAAGAUGCACCAUUCCUUACCCUCCUAGCCGCAUUUGUACACCUCUACUUACUUCCAAUCAUCGUGACACCUUUUGCAGCGACUCCACUCAUUUUUAGCCAAGUUGUGCUUGUGACGACAAAACUCUCUGAUGACGCUGCAGCAGCACCAGCAGCAGCAGCAGUAGAAGUAGCAGCCGCAGCCAGUGACACUACAAAUGAUGAUUGA
Molecule: messenger RNA, 252 nt
Organism: Hydatigera taeniaeformis
Lineage: Eukaryota; Metazoa; Platyhelminthes; Cestoda; Cyclophyllidea; Taeniidae
Source: the annotation of a GenBank genome assembly